Molecule: messenger RNA, 1179 nt
Organism: Psilocybe cubensis
Lineage: Eukaryota; Fungi; Basidiomycota; Agaricomycetes; Agaricales; Agrocybaceae
Exons: 1
Coding region: 1-1179 (392 amino acids)
Molecular function (GO): hydrolase activity
Source: RefSeq, a predicted model, not a curated record
AUGGCAUCUAGUAAAUGGCCCGGUAUGCCAUCAGGCAUUCAUUCCCGAUUCCUGGGUGUUGGCGAUCUUGACAUGCAUAUAUUGGAAGCAUUACCCCCUUCACACGAUCCCUCCUCCAAACCACCUCUCAUUCUUCUUCUGCAUGGCUUCCCGGAACUUGCCUAUUCGUGGAGAAAGGUUAUGACUCCACUUUCCGCUCAAGGAUAUGCCGUCGUCGCGCCUGAUCUCCGUGGGUUCGGUCAAACCAAGCAACGCAGUCGUGCAGUGCCUUCCGCAAAGAUCGCGUACGAGGAAGAUCUGUCGCCGUACCGUAUUCUGAAUAUUGCAGCAGACAUCGUCACCCUUGUCUAUAGCCUAGGAUAUACAUCCGUCGAAGCUGUGGUUGGGACAGAUUUUGGGUCUCCGGUCGCUGGAUAUUGUGCGCUGGUGAGGCCAGAUCUGUUCAGGUCAGUGGUCUUUAUGAGUGCACCGUUUACUGGACCGCCUCCUGCGGGUACAGGAGAUCCGAACGCAAAGACGCAGUUGCAGCAGUUGGACGCAGCGCUCAGCACGCUCGACCCCCCGCGCAAGCAUUACAUGGUCUAUUUUUCGACACCGCAGGCCAAUGCGGACCUAUCCAACCCUCCUCAGGGGUUCGCUGCUUUCUGGAGGACGUAUCAUCACCUGAAGAGUGCUGACCACAAGUCCAACAAUUCCCCCAGGCCGCUAGGCACCGUUCUCGCGCCUAAAUUGUUCGAGAACUUGCCACACUACUACGUUAUGCCUCGUGAGCAGACGAUGCCGGAAGCUCUCGCCUCCAAAGCGCCUACAACAGAAGAAAUCUCUCAGUGCAAAUGGUUAACAGACCAGGAGCUGGAGGUUUUUCUGGCACACUAUAGGGAAGGUGGAUUUCAAGGCGGAUUGAACCUCUACCGCUGCAUGGCGGAGUCGCCUCGGUGGACUGAUGACCUCAAGAUCCUUGUGGGCAAGCAGGUUGAGAUACCAGCCAAGUUCAUCGGCGGUGCGCAGGAUUGGGGUGUCUAUCAGAUACCAGGGGCAGCGGAGACUAUGCGAGCGAAGACAUGCAAGAAUAUGAAAGAGGAGGACUUUGUUCUUAUCGAAGGCGCCGGUCAUUGGGCGCCGCAGGAGAAACCGGAUGAGGUGGUUCAGGAGAUACUGAAGUUUGUGAAGAACAUUUGA